AAAAUGGAUGCUGUGGCAGGAGACGAUACGCCGGAAUUGUUGUUUUUCGACACCUUUUCCCAUGAAAUCAACGAAGAAAUCAAUUUGGACUUGGUGCAGUUUCCCCGUCCCGUAUAUGUGACGGAAAUACGGAUAAUUCCUUUGGGAGCGCGAGUGGAAGCGGAUUUUCCCGGGGGUGUGCGAUUGGGCGCGACUAAUCCCUCGAAAUUUUCAAUAGACUUCUUCGUGAAUGACUUGAGUAAGCCGGGCGCGUCCACUUUUGAGAUUCUGGGCAGUUUUGAGUACAAUCAGAAUGACUGCAUCCAACUGGAGUGCCGACCGACGGAAAUUGGCGGGCGAUCCAUUCCGACAGAUGGUCUAGUGCUCCGCGGAUGGUACACAACAAUUACCUUGGCUGUGUAUGGCACACAGACGAAAAACAUCACUGAACAGAUCGCCUCUCCGCCGGCAAGCGCUGUAGUCGCCCCAGCCGCAGAAGCCUCAUGCAGUCAAACACCUUUGGAGGAUGAGGUGAAGAAGGAGUGGCCAAUUGAGACGGCUGUAGCCCCAGUUCCGGCCCUGGAGGCGAGUUAUGGGCGCUCGGGGUCAUCCGGAGAUCUCUAUCAGGGACAAUAUUACGAAAAUCAGGAGUAUCAGCCGGAUAACUACCCAAGCGCAGUAGAUCCAACGGUGGCAGAAAAGGCAGAUGCCCCAAAAGACCCCAGAACAUUUACAGACGAGAUUAAAAGGGACGAUGGAGAUUCUCACAACAGCAGGAGGUUGAAAACGUCUCAUGAUUAUGGUCAUGGGAGAUCUUAUGACAGAGCAAGGGAAUCUCACGAAUUUGAAGAGGGCCGCAAGAGGCCCAAAAGUCCGCCUAGUGAUUCCUCACGUCGCCCACGGUCGCCAGAUCGUAGAAUUUCUGAGAGUCCCAACUAUUCGGAUGAGGACAUGUCUUCCGGGAAGGGUCAGCCAAUCAGAGUGAUUGAUCACGGCAGUGCAGUUUCAGAGGAGAGAGCAAAAGUGCAGCAGAGAAGAACACAGAGUCCGAGUUCGACAACGGGAACUCCCCUGGAGUCACCGGCGGCUAUUGAAGAGGACAUUGGAAGCUCUGGAGAGCAAUUUGAGCCUAUUCUGAGCGAUGAUGAGAUCGGUGAUGACGAUUCCGACAGCCAAUUUGACAUGGACUUUGAGUGUGAGGAAUAUGCGGAUGAAUUCACAAAAUCAUUUAAUCCUUUCACAGUGGAAUUGACAGCAUACACACCACGAAUCAGUAAACAACUGACGAAGGAGUUUGACGCAAUUUCCUGGAUCAUUGAUAAGUUCCUGAGUCGUUUUUCUGCUGGAUUGUCAUGGAAGAGUUUCUCGGAAAUGAGUUACGAUUGUAAGGAGAAUUGGGUGUAUUCUACAGAGAAAAUUAUUCAAUACUUCUCGUUGAGUUAUCAGUGGGAGAGAUCUAUCGUGGUGCCGUACAUUAAAACGUUGCUCGAGGAUGAGAAAAAGGCUGAGAGCAUAGUUGAGUGGAUUAUUGUGGGUCUGAGCUAUGAAGCAGCCACAUCGCAACAAACCUACAAAGUGAGACACUUGAAAGCGGGCAUAAGACUUAUAGAAUAUCUUGGAUGCUUCGAUGAUAUUGUAAUAAUGCUUAUAAAGAAGCGGAAAGUCGACGUAUUUGAGUCACUUUUCUCACUUCUUAAGCAAGAUUUCAUGGCCUUGUCGCUUCAACUGCUCAUCCUGCGAGCGAUUUCUUCACUGCUGGAUACGAAAUUAGGAGUGGAAUACUUUCUCGGUGAAGUAGACAAUUCGACAAAUCGAUAUUGUGAGUUGCUGAAGUUGAUGGAGGAGAAUCCCAAAAUAUGUGUGAAAUUCGCGCUGAAGGCUCUCGUGAAGAAGAUCAAUCUCUACGAGUCGCUGACUCUAAUUCGUGAUACCACCUCGAAGUGGUUUGCCGAGACAGGAGGAAAAAUCCUCGAGGAGGACGCAAGUCUCCUCUCGUCAUGUCUUGGCGAAGUGGUGAAUGGCUACACGUGGGAUGAGAAGAGUUAUGCUCAGCCGAGGGGACUUUAUCCCAUCGUGAAGAAAAUUGAACAUGUGCAGGAUCCAAUUGUGCGUCGUGGAACAUUGCAUGGAUUUCACUCUUACUUUCGAAUACACUCCUUCUUGGAGUCUUUAGUGCUUCUCGUGACAAAUUCCCAUGCCAUUUCAGUGGAUUUAAUGGCAAAGGCACUUAAGAUGAUUGUGGCGCUUGUGAGAAAUCUCAGUGGAUUGAACUAUUUAACUGAUAUGAUCACCACGACAAAUCUCCUGCAGAGAUGUCUUCUCCACGGCGGAGCUGCUAGUGAGGAUGCCUACCCUAAUCCUGGGCGAGAAAUUAAGGCUCACAAAAUUGCAAUGGAGAUUAUCUACAAAGUGCAGGCGAAAUAUUAUCUGGAUGCAAUUUCAUGCGUAAAGGAUGACGAGGAUGAAGUCGUGGAACAUCUCUUCGCACUGCAUGCACUGACUGUGACUCCCGGACGAUGUUUCGUGGUGACUUUUCUCACAAUGGAGAACAAUAUCAACAUCAUCAUUGCGCUGAUCAAUGCCCAGAAGAAUUACUACGCUGAGCAUCCUGAGAGUGGAAAGUGCAAAUCGCCUGUGCUGAACUAUGCUGUGGAUAUUUUGGAUUGUGUCAUUAGGAAUAGCUCAAAUGUUGCCUACCUCGGGGAAGCGGGACAGUCAAUUGUGAAUGUGGUGAAGAGUCACGAGAUUUUUGAAUCCUCCGUGUCGGCAAUGCUUCAGGAAAUGGCCAUUUACAUGAAACCUCUUGAGAUAUCCACAAUUUUUUCGUACAAUGACGUCCAGUCACUCUGUGAUGUGAUCAAGAGGAGCUUUGAUUUCUUCACAACAUUUCCCGGUGAUCUCAUAACAGUGUUGCGAAUUGCACGUUUCCUUGCCAUUCCUGAUGCGCAUGGAGAGGAAAUUGAGAAGUGGAAUGAGAGUGAAGAUGACAAUCUGGAGUUGAGAUUCAAGUUCUUCGUGAUGCAAUUCUAUUCUGCUGAUGGAUUGUCUCUGCUGACAUCGAUUCUGGAGAAGAUGGUAAACUUUUAUCAACAACCAAGUGUUCACGUGGCCACAUUGGCGUCAAAUCAGGGCGUUUUGACUAUACAAAUCCUCUUGCCAUGUCUUCAAGUGCUCAGGAGAAUUCUAACAUGUGUGAUUCUCGCAAGAAACACUUACUUCAGAGAUACCACUGCCAUUGAGUUGCUACUCCAGGUGUACAAUCUGGUGCAUUGUGUGCCCAAAACAGGAGCGGCCUAUGCAGAUGCUCAAAUGGCUCAGGAGGAAAUUAUAAAGACACUCUUGGUGUAUACUCAGCCAACACCAGAAGAGGGAGUUGACACGGAAUCUGUGAGGAAGAGUCUCUGGACACAUCUUAUUGGGGACCUUAUCAAAUUCACACUCAAAGGACCAUCGACUUUCAUCCCGGGACUCCUUGUUUUUUCGGAACUCCUUCCCCUGCCACUUCCAGUUCCCACCAAGGAUGUUCUUAGUGAGUCUGAAGCUGCAAAAAUUGUGACAGAGCGACAACUGUGGUCGGCACACCUUCACUCACAGUCAUCGAAUCUGGUGGAACUGAUCCAGAGUCUCUGCACAUCAAGCUAUCCACAACUGAUUCUGUUACUCAGUCGCGUGUGCCUUCAGCUCGCUGACCUGGCACCUAAUAUGAGUCUGAUGGUGUCCAAGACUAUCGUCAAUUUACUCUUGGCCGAUCCACUCACAAAUGGAGUUGCCACGAGUCACCAGAGUCGCCUCAUUAACUUCUUUGCCAGCCUCGUGAGUCAUCCAUCGGUGAAGGUGUCUGUAUUGUCAAUCCUACCUGGUAAACUAAUGGAUUUCCUCGUGUCAAUUUUGUCUACUGAGAAUAUUUCGGCAGCUCAUAUUCAAGCCCAGGAAAAUGUGUACGAAGCUCUACAGGCGCUUCUUGACUCGGAAAUCACGAUGAUUGCGCCAAAAAAUGCGAAAAGCCGCGAAUUGGCUCUUGCAUGUGCCUUUCCCAGCAAGGAACUCCUCUUGCCCAUUGUCAACUGCGUCCUGGACAACUUUACAAUGGACUCCAUGCCAUGUCCUCUGACAUCGCUUCGAACGAUGCUUCUCAUGUCGGAACACGAUGUUAUGAUUAAUUUGCUGUACAUCGAAUUUGUGAAGAGAAAAACUUCUGUGGCGGGAAUUUUGAAGAAACUUGUGGCAAAUUUCACAGAGAAUGUUGAUCAGAACAGAGGAGUUAUUGAAACAUUGAUAGACUUUCUGCGGACACUUUUUAUUAUUGAAGAUGUCGAUGACAGCGAGAAUCAAUUGAUUCCACCCAGGACUCUGAUAUUGUCGGGAAAUCAACUGGCCUCAAUGAUAAAUUGGACAUCAGAGGCCAAUGACAAGGAUAAGACAGAUGCCGAAGAGGAGGUUCAUGCGUUAGUAGUCCUGCAAAAAUUCCUUAAUCAGGAGGAAAUUUGCGAGAAACAUCAAUUGGAAGGAAUGCUAGAGAAUAUCCGACAAAUUGUUGAGUUUAUUGAUAAGGAGAGAGAUCUCUCGGCCACAGAUCCUGUUCUUGAAGUGAAUAUCGACGCUGCUUUGCCUCAAGCGGAAGGAAUUGUGACACAAUACGCUUCUAGAAUUAUUUUUGAUGUGUCUGAGGGCGUUGGAGAGCGGCUCACGGUGAAUUACUGGCUGAAUUCUCCGGUCUGUUCGAAGGAUAUUGUGGAGGAAAUGGAACAAAUUCCAUGUGAUCUGGCGGAUAUGGUGCGUGUGUGUUUACCACCGGAGACAAAUAUUGUGGCAGAUUGUAAGAGACUUCUACACUUGGUGGUGUCGCCGCAGACAACGCGAGAGCGCCCCAUCGCGGCUCCUUGUUUCAGGACGCGUCGUGUUGAAGUGGAGCCAUCGACCGGACGACCAGAGAAGAAGAUAUUCGUGACACCGAUGCGAGGGAGAGGCUUUCCCAGAACUCCUCAGGCUCGUGGCGACUUGUUCAGAUCGCGUCCGCCGAACACAUCUCGUCCACCGUCUCUGCAUGUGGAUGACUUCCUGGCUCUGGAAACGUGUGGCGCUCAGCCAACAGGCCCGACGGGGUACAAUAAGAUUUCGCGGGAUAUGAUAAGCAUCCGGGGCAGCAGGGUCGGUCGAGGUCGGGGUGGUUUUGCGUCGGAUCGGGGUCGUGCGAGUCUCGGCGCGAAUGGGUCGGGCGGAAGUGUGUACAGGGCCAGUAAUUCACCGACCACAUGGACAAAUCCGCACCUCACGCAGCACAUGAUGGUAGAUAGUGGCCAGACUCAGUCCGGCGGGCACUUUCGCAGUGGCGAUGGGACGUCGGGCAGUGGCAUUGUCUACGGAGGGGACUAUCGGGAGUCUCAGAGUCACUUUGGCGGUGCUGCCACGAGGGCGAGGAUGACGAGAGGUUUUGCAAGAUCUUCUGCGAGAAACUUUACACGGUAAAUCACACAUUUUUUCUCUAUUUCUCUUGACUGUCAACUCUUUCUGAUGUGCCUGCAAUGCAAAAUUUCGUCUCAUUGCCGGCAUUGAAGUCACUCGUCUCUGUGGAUGAUGAUGAAUGCUUUGAUUAAUUAAUUUUAUACAAUACAGAAAAAGUACGGAGUAUUUUUUUUUAUAUUUCUGCGAUUCACUCUGUGAAGGUGAAAGAGUAUGAAAUAUAUAAAGUUUUUGCAUUUAUACACAGGAGGGAUGCAAAAUCAGCAAGAAUUCAUUUCAUAUAUGGAAUUCCGGAAAUCGUCAACUUCCGUUUCACAUUGUAUUGAGUUUUGAGUUGAUUUUUCCCUAUGUCACACGCUAUUCCAUUUGCUGUGCGAGGAGUUGUGCUCACGUGGCAAUUUUGCUGUGUAGGUGGAAAGUCCCCCGGGUAGUUUUCGUGAUGCUCUUGGAAUCAGUAUGGUGCCGGAGGAAAAAUGUACAGUGAUUUUCUGUGUCGCUUGUAGUUGUGUCAUCUUCGUUCGACGACCUUUGGCGCACACUUUCAUAUUAAAAACACUCGCCAUGUGCCAGGUGUGUAUUAGGGAUGGUGGCGGCGGGGGGACAGGUGAUUGGAGAUACACUCUGAAAUGUGAAUCUAGCAAUUUCAAUCAAUUAGUUGUAAUAUUUCCUUUAUGGAGACGAUGAGCGCGAGCGAGAGGGAAGAACAAAUUAUAACUUAUCGGGUGGUUAAAGAGGUGAAUCCGUUUUGAUAGGUUCAGUCGUGAGUUCCACAGAGAGGAAGCGAAUAGCGGCGGGGAGAGAAGUAAAAUUGCAUUGUGUAUUGAAAUGUGUAAAUAGUGAAUUUGGGGAUGCGAUGAGAGAGAUGAAUAUGAGGAGUGAGAUGAGCGCGAGAGAAGACGGAGAAAAUGGGACCCAUAACUUUAUAUAAUUUUCUCAUAUUAAAAUAAAUCAGGGUGUUAUUUUCUUAAAAUUGAUAUUUCCGGACACUUUAACUUCAUUUAAAUUCUCUCUCGCGUCUAUACUGUUUCUCCACAAUACGAACGUCUACUUGUACAACUACUAUAACCACGGGAAUUGUCUACGAAAGCAUAGCAUUGCUUGUAACGUGUGUAAUCUCAGAUGGGCAUUGAGGAGUGAGAAUAAUGUUGUGACGGAAUAGCGAGCGGAGAAGAGAAAAAUCUGUAUAUUGCGGCAUUUUACAAAUGAGGGUAUCCUUGUGUGCCCCUGUAAUAAGAUAAGUCAUAAGGAUGAUGUCCAAAUUAUGAUGAUUUAUCUCCAUCUCAUCGAGAUGCAUUCAGACAAUUUAGAAUUGUAUGAGUUCCAUUUUACUACCAAUAAA
This is a messenger RNA of Phlebotomus argentipes, 6778 nucleotides long. RefSeq names its product protein virilizer (gene vir). Gene Ontology annotation, molecular function: RNA binding. Lineage: Eukaryota; Metazoa; Arthropoda; Insecta; Diptera; Psychodidae. The record is from RefSeq and is a predicted model, not a curated record. Gene Ontology annotation, cellular component: RNA N6-methyladenosine methyltransferase complex. The transcript is spliced from 4 exons. The coding region runs from base 4 to 5445 and encodes 1813 amino acids.